ACACAGGGCCGACACACACACAUGCUGUAGAUAGUACAACUCGGGCACAGGACUGAGCCUACAGAGCACCUUGUUCCACAUCAAGGAAUAAAUUCCACUUUCUUACGCAGAAAUACUGCCCUUUGAGAAGAUGCACAGGGAGCUGAACCAGAUGGAAUUGUAUCGCUUACAAGUGUAACUAGGAGAUUUCAACAAAAAGGGGCAACAGCAACUUCCCCUUUUCUCCAAUUUCCUUCCAGCGUGCGAGAUCUUGCUUUCUUUCAACACUUGCUGUAAGGCCACUUCUCAUGCCGUCCGCCAUAAAUGCAGCGGUGGCUCAGCAGACAGCUGCCGGGUCAGUUCCCAGCACUACCAGCACUACCACUGAAGGUACAGGGGGAGGCACAGGAGGGAUUUAUUCUGCCAUUAUAAGUCGCAACCAGCCCAUUAUCAAAGUAAAGGAAAAGACCUAUGAAGAGCUUCACAAGAAGUGCCUGGAGGAGAACAUUCUCUAUGAGGAUCCUGAUUUUCCACCUAAUGAGACUUCCCUCUUCUACAGCCAGAAAGUCCCCAUCAAGUUUGAAUGGAAAAGACCACGUGAAAUCUGUGAGAAUCCACGAUUUAUUAUCGGCGGAGCCAACAGAACAGAUAUCUGCCAAGGAGAAUUAGGUGAUUGCUGGUUCCUGGCUGCCAUUGCUUGCCUGACACUGAAUAAAAAACUGCUCUGCAGAGUCAUACCUCAUGACCAGUCCUUCAUACAGAACUAUGCUGGCAUCUUUCACUUCCAGUUUUGGCGCUACGGAGACUGGGUGGAUGUCAUCAUUGAUGACUGCCUACCCACAUACAACAACCAGCUGGUCUUCACCAAAUCCUCCCAGCGCAAUGAGUUCUGGAGUGCUCUCCUGGAAAAGGCCUAUGCAAAACUCCAUGGAUCCUAUGAAGCUUUGAAAGGAGGCAACACCACAGAGGCCAUGGAGGAUUUCACUGGAGGGGUGACAGAGUUCUAUGAGAUAAAGGAUGCUCCUAAAGAUAUCUAUAAAAUCAUGAAACAUGCCAUUGCCAGAGGAUCCCUCAUGGCCAGCUCCAUUGAUGACAACCUAGGCUUCUCCUACGGAGCAGCUCCUCGAAGUGACAUUGGAGAACUGAUUGCUCGAAUGGUGAAGAACCUAGAAAAUGCACAGAUGACUUACUCCACUGUGGACUACCAGGGGACGGAUGAAAGGCCAGCCUGGACCAUAAUGCCAAUGCAGUAUGAAACCCGGAUGUCUUGUGGGCUGGUCAAAGGUCACGCAUACUCUGUCACAGCUGUGGAAGAGACAACAUAUAAAGGGGAAAAGAUGCGUCUGGUAAGGCUGAGAAACCCGUGGGGACAGGUGGAAUGGAAUGGACCUUGGAGUGAUAAAUCAGAAGAGUGGAACUUCAUUGAUGAAGAAGAGAAAACCCGCCUGCAACACAAGAUUGCAGAAGAUGGGGAAUUCUGGAUAUCAUUUGAAGAUUUCAUGAGGCAUUUCACAAAACUUGAGAUCUGUAACCUCACACCUGAUACUCUGGAAGCUGAUAAGCUUCAGACCUGGACUGUGUCAGUCAACGAAGGACGCUGGGUGAGAGGCUGCUCAGCUGGAGGGUGCCGCAAUUAUCCAGAUACAUUUUGGACCAAUCCCCAGUAUCGCCUGAAGCUCCUAGAGGAAGAUGAUGAUCCUGAAGAUGAAGAGGUUAUCUGCAGCUUCCUGGUAGCACUGAUGCAGAAAAACAGGAGGAAAGAACGCAAGCUGGGAGCCAACCUCUACACCAUUGGCUUUGCCAUCUAUGAGGUACCCAAAGAGAUGCACGGUACUAAGCACCACUUGCAAAAGGAUUUUUUCCUCUACAAUGCUUCCAAAGCUAGAAGUAAGACCUAUAUAAACAUGCGAGAAAUCUCUGAGCGCUUCCGGCUGCCUCCCAGCGAGUACGUUAUCAUCCCAUCCACAUACGAACCCCACCAGGAGGGAGAAUUCAUCCUGAGGGUUUUCUCAGAGAAAAGAAGUCUUUCAGAGGAGGUUGAAAACAUGAUUGAGGCAGAUCGCCCAUCGAAGAAGAAAAAAGGCAAGCCUAUCAUCUUUGUUUCUGACAGAGCAAACAGCAACAAGGAGCUGACAACAGACGAAGAUGCUGGCAAAGAUGGUGAAAAAACCCACGUAGAUGAAAAAAAGCGUUCUUCAGCAAAAGCUCGUGAGAAGAGUGAAGAGGAAACUCAGUUCAGGAAUAUUUUCCGACAGAUUGCAGGGGAUGACAUGGAGAUCAAUGCCGAAGAACUCAGGAAUGUUCUCAACAACGUUGUUAAAAAACAUAAGGACCUAAAGACAGAAGGAUUUGAACUAGAAUCCUGCCGCAGCAUGAUCGCUUUGAUGGAUACAGACGGCUCAGGGAAGAUCAACUUUGAUGAGUUCCGACACCUCUGGGACAAGAUCAAAAGCUGGCAGAAAAUCUUCAAGCAUUACGAUGCAGACCAUUCAGGAACCAUUAACAGCUAUGAGAUGCGCAAUGCAGUCAAAGAUGCAGGGUUUCGGCUGAACAACCAGCUCUACGACAUCAUCACGAUGCGCUAUGCUGACAAGAACAUGAACAUCGACUUUGACAGCUUCAUCUGCUGCUUCGUGAGACUGGAUGCUAUGUUCAGGGCAUUCCAUGCCUUUGAUAAAGAUGGAGAUGGAAUCAUAAAGCUCAACGUCCUGGAGUGGCUGCAGCUCACCAUGUACGCCUAACCCCAGAGCCUUCAUCAAGGACCUGCUCCAGAUUGCUGUUUUAAGUAAUGAACUCAAUCCAUCUCCAAUUACAAAUGAGCAUUCUACAAGAUACAUGCUUCGCUCGCCGAGAUAAAAUGUGCUUGAAAGAUAGAGACAGCCCUGCUUCAGCAAGCAAACCAGUGCUCAUUCCCUGUACCUACUUCCAUAGUGUCUUCAGGACAUUUACUUUCAACAGUGAAGAUUAAUUUAUUGAUGACUGCAUUUAGGUUUUUCUGCAUGUUAAAGACACAGAGCACACAUCGUUUCUCUGUUUAUACUGACACUUGGAAGCGCCAUCCCUAAAAUCAGCGUGGGUCAGGCAAAACUGGGUCUGGAUCUGAACUGUGGAAGUCAGAGGUGUCUCCUACCACCUUGUAAUUAGUCAUUAACUCCGUUCUGAUGUUGCUACUAUCAUUUCAGCCUUUUCGUACUGUUGACUAUUUCAUUGAGAUUGUGCUAAUUACAUUAAUAUUAUGAGUCAUGACCAUGUCAUUACAGCUGUAGCUUUGGUUCCCUGCUGUGCUGGAAAAGUGGGCACCAGACACAGCAGACUGCAGUGUCUGGGUAUGCCUUGGCCUGGUGCCUCAGCAGAAGCAGCAGAACUAAGCUACUUGCUCUCCUUUUUAGUAUCUCCAAUGCUACCAUACUUAGACAUAGGAUGGUUUUAGAGUGUUGGUUUUUUGUUGUCUGUUUGCUUGUUUUAUUUUUUUUAAUUGUAACUGCAUUCUCUGUAACAUUGAGAAAGUGGUUUUCCACUUUCAAGGAAGCUGGUCAAGAAAGAAAAUACAUAUAAAGUAUAAAUUAACUAUACGUGUACAAUUAUAUUAACUACACAUGCACACUUA
Molecule: messenger RNA, 3586 nt
Organism: Gallus gallus (chicken)
Lineage: Eukaryota; Metazoa; Chordata; Aves; Galliformes; Phasianidae
Gene: CAPN3
Product: calpain 3
Exons: 24
Coding region: 288-2720 (810 amino acids)
Biological process (GO): proteolysis; negative regulation of apoptotic process
Cellular component (GO): cytoplasm
Molecular function (GO): calcium-dependent cysteine-type endopeptidase activity; calcium ion binding
Source: RefSeq, marked validated